GUUACCUUCUAUAGACUGAACGUAACAUGUUACGAACUAUAGCCAGUCUUCAUUUGUUGAAAGUGGAGGCGUGAUGGAUGCGGAAUUGUCGGAAAUCGAGGAUUUUCAACAUAGCGGUUGUGAAUAUUUCCAUAUGUGAAUAUGGCUGGGAAUAAAGUUAAUACUAAAACUAAGGGGAAGGAAGAUAAGGGUAAGGCUAACAAAGUCGUACCGCAAACUAAUGAAGAUAAUGAAGACCUUGACUUUGCUGUGCUCAGAAAACCCAUACCUACAAGCAUAACAGGUUUUGCCCAAGCAAGAAAAAUAUUUGACUUGGCUACAGAAGAACUCAAAGACUUGCUGUCAAAUGAGUGUGAUAUACUCUAUGAGUGCAAAGUGUGCCGUAACAUAUUUAGAAGUUUGGCAAAUUUCAUAUCACACAAAAGAGUAUAUUGCAAAGAAAAGUUUAACUCUAGUGUACACGGACAUUUCAUCAAGAGUAAUUCUACUGCAAAUGAAAUCCUAAAAAUAAAAAGGAGUGAAAAUGAAUACAAAGAGUCUUUGAAAGCAAAAAAUGAAACAAAUUCAAGCGAAGCAGAAGAUGGUGAUGAACGUAUUCCACUGACGAAGGACUUGACUGCAAUAUAUGAGAAGAUAACUAAAUCAAAACCUGUGAUUAACAGUAACUGUGAACCACAGGUGGUUCUGAAGAAGAUACCAAGCAGUACUGUAGCUGUAUUCCAGAAUAUGAAGUUUGAAGAACAAUCAUCUGACAAUAUGAGGGCUCAGGUAAAAGAGCUGGACGACAUUUUAUCUCGUGACCAAGCAGUAUUACAAAGUGAUGGAACAUUCGCGAUCGAAAGCUCUGAGGCAGACAGAGAUCAAGACACAGACAAUGUCAUUCAAAUAAGUGAUGAUGAGGAGAAUGAUGAUUCUGGUGUGCUGAAGUGCAAGAUUUGUGAUCUCCAGUUCUCCACCCAGAAGACGUUGAAGUUCCACAUGAAGUACAAGCACCUGGAAAGCAGACUCGUGUACCCAUGUCCAGAUUGUCUGGAGAUCUUUUCAACAUCCUGGAGUGUAUACCGACAUCUCUUCAAAGUCCAUCGGAAAACUGCAGCUCAAAUAAGAAGACUAAGGGAAUCUAUACAGUCAAAGGCAUUCAAAAUGAACAAUCCACCAGCGUUUUAUGAAAAACGCAAGAAUAAUAUGAAGCCGGCGGCUGUCCAGAAAAUAAGUGAAGAGGAGAGAAUAGAUCAGGAAAAUCAGGCGUGGAUGGAGAACCUGGAGGGCGACGGCCUGGGCCCGCGCUGCGGCGGCUGCGGGCGCGCCUUCGAGCGCCGCGCCGCGCUGGCCGCGCACGCGCACACGUGCCAGCCGCGGGCGCGCGCGCUGCAGCGCCGCCCCGACGCCAAGAAGAUCGAGAUACAGAUCCGCAAGGACUACAACAAGGGGCCCGUCGCCGGGCUGACCAUCAUCAAGGCCGACUCUAAUGAUAUCAAAGCUGCGAAUGAAGACACGCAAGCUCCUAGUAAACCUCAAAAUGAUAUUGACAAAGUGCCCGAACCUGAAGAGAACAACGCGGACGAAGUUCCGAUGGAUGUUGAAGACGAUGAUCAGAAGUCGAAUGAUAGCGAAUCUCCCGAAAAGGUUCAACCGAGACCCGAAGAUAACAUUAGGCCCGUUGUGAAUCUUCCCUUCGCUCUUCAAGCUGAAAAGAGCAAUCUAGCCGCGUUCAAACAGAGAAUACAGUCGGAGGUCGACUUUUACAAACUGCAGUGCAAGAAAUGCGAUGCUAAACACACAUCUGGAUUGGAACUAUACGAGCACAUGGCCGAACACGUCAAAUGGAUGCGUUACGCGUGCAAACUAUGUAACUUCAAGCAUUACCAUUUCGAAAAACUCCCGGAACAUGUUAAAGUUGUUCACAAAUUGAAGGGCGAUUCGGACUUUUAUUUCAGUACAGUGAAGGCUAUUGAUGGGACAGAAGCGAUGAUUAUUAGUAGGUGCUUGGCAGAAACAGAGUCGGCUGACGAAACCAAUGAUCCGAAUGAAACUAGCCCUGAGUCGAGACGACCUAGCAGAUGUUCCAGUGACUCGAGCAGACUUUCAGACGAUAGCUCCUCGAGCAGCACUCUCAAGGUCGAAACUGGAAGAAAACGUAAAAUGUACCAAAAUAAAGGCAAUCCCAAGAAAAAGAAAGACGCAAAUGCAAAUGAUGAAGGGGAAGAUCAAAAAGACGGUGACGUUGAUAAAACUAUGAAAGGUGUUCUUAGCGAAAAUAGUAAUUCUUCAAUCCUCAAAGCCUUUGAAGAGAAUUCAUCAGAUUUUGAUGAUGUUGAGGAGAAAGUAACAAAGCGUCAAGUCAUAGAAAAUACGACAUCAGUAGCUUCACGCAGGCCAGUUAGAAAGAGGACAAGGCCCAAGAACGAAGACUUUGAAUAUGAUUUAUCUAAUUUGUUGAAAAUGGAAGCUCAAGGUUAUAGGGAUGCUCAAUCAGUUACAACUACGAAAAGCAAUCAAACUAAGAAAAAGAUACAACCAGAAGCCACAAUCAAUCAUGAGAACUUAAAUAAAGAUUGUUGUGGUGCAUUAAUCGCGUUAACCAAAAAAGCGAUAGCUACUGCUUCAGCACACUUGAAGACGUCCAGCUUUGCUGUAUACACUGCGAGGGAGCAGAGACCAAAUAUCUUUGUAAGACCUUCUAUACCCAGAAUCCUGUCAAGAGGCGAUAAAGGAUCUCCCAAAAAAGAUGUUUCUGAUGACCCCCAAGAAAGCAGUCCAAAAAUACAUGAAGUUUCUAAAACUAUUAUUGAACCGCCUAAAACUCUUAUUGAACCGCCUAAUGUAAGUAAGGAUGUUGAAACAAAAGAAAUUGAACGAGCCAUAAAUAAAGAAAAGGACCCACCUAAAACAUCCAAUCAAAAUCCUAGAGAAAAUUUUAAAUCAGCUAUUAAAAAUGAAAUUAUUAAAGCUAGUGAUGGUAUGCUGUCACGUGUAGCAGAUUCUGAGACAAAAGUACUCAGUGAUACAAAUGAAGUUUCAAAAGGAGUUCCAAAACUAAAUAAAAAUACAGAUGAUAGAAACGAACAAAAUGGCACUGACGCUGUUGUUACGGAUAAAGGAACAACAAGUAAUUUCAAUAUCCCUGCAGUAGUCCCGAUUAAAUUCCGCCGCCAAAGCUUAGAACUUAUGAAACCAAUAAUAAAUAAAAAUAUUACAGAUUUUUCAAAAGCUGGAAUGAAAACAAAAAUACUAGUCAUCAAACCUAUCAAUAGACACAACGAUAAAGCGCGUGCAGUAAACAGUCCAUUGAAAUUUCAAACGAUAAAAUUGAAAGACCCAACUAAGGGAUCUUCAUCCAGUGAAGAUAAGCAAUCUGAUCAAGUUAUGGUGGUGAAAGUUCCUAAAGUUCCAUGUUCUACAGUCACUGAAAAAAUACUGCCUCCCAACAAAACUACCGAUGUUGAAAAUACUAGUACUAAUCAAUCACAGGAUAAAAACGAUAACACUGAGAAAGUAAAGAGUAGUGAAGAAAAUGAAGUACUCAAACAUGAAAAUGAAGUUAAAUCGGAUUUGGAAACAAUGGUUGACGAUGACAAGAAAUGUAAUGAGAAAAAUAUUGAAACAGAAUCAGUUAAAGAUGAAUCUGUUAUUGACGAUGUAGCUAAAGAAUUAAUUAGUAUAGCUGAUGAACCUAGAACUACAGAAGUUGCAACUUAGAUGAUCAGUGAUUAGAUAUCUCUUAUUUUGUCGGUUACAAUUUGUCAAUGUAUUAUGAUGGAUUAUGGGACUGUGUCGCCGACUGAAAGUAAUAUUAUAAUGUUUAUCAGUAAUGCUACUGAAGAAAUAUUUUUUUUUCUACAAUGUAUUAGCUAGCUCUUUGCAAUAAUUCCAAUUCCGAUUUAUGUAUGCCAUGAAUUGCUUAGCAGGGUAAAGUACUUUUCUGUUCAAAGAAAGUUGUUGUUUUAAUUUUACUCUAUUUUACAUGUAUAGUUUGUAGUUAUUAAGUGUAGGUAGGAAUUUGCUACCAUAACAAAUAAAGUCUUCGUCAGAUGAUGUA
This is a messenger RNA of Pectinophora gossypiella (pink bollworm), 4039 nucleotides long. RefSeq lists its product as uncharacterized. Bases 142 to 3699 code for a protein of 1185 amino acids. The record is from RefSeq and is a predicted model, not a curated record. The transcript is spliced from 10 exons. Lineage: Eukaryota; Metazoa; Arthropoda; Insecta; Lepidoptera; Gelechiidae.